CUAACAGCCCACACGGCCCAAAACUCGGCGAGACGGAACGGGACUCGGCAGCGGGGAGGCUCCCCGUCCUCGCCCCGCCGUCUCCGGAGUUCUCCUCCUCGUCCUCCCCUCCUCCUCUCCUCUCCGAAGCCAAGCUACCACUGCCAGGGCCGCUCGAUCCUGGCCGAGACCAAGGGAGGAGGCUACCGACAAUGGCGUGGAGGCGGCUGGCGAGCGGUGCCUCUAUGGCGGCGCAUCUCCGGCGGGGCGUCCCCUCUCCCUCCUUCGCCCCCGCCCGCGCCUUCUCCGCCGCCAGCCCUACCCUUCCUGCCAGGCACGCGUUGCAGGGCAUCUGGUCGCGGUGUUCGAGCUCGGCCCCCGGGUUUCAGGCUCGCGCCCCCAUGCUCCGAGCUCUGCUGGCCGCGAGGGUGUCCCCCGGAGUUCGUCCGAAGCUUCCAGGUCUACUGAGGGGAUUUGGGACGGGCGGCACCGCAAUUGCUGUCAUGCUCUAUCCCACAAAGGUUGCUGAGGCACAAGAGCGACCGGCAAAGAGCCCAUCAGAAGAUAUCACUGUGCUCUCACCAUAUUCGAAACAAGUUCUUAGGAAAUUCUGGAAUUUGGUCAGAAAAUUUCAGCUGCCUAUCGGUUUGAUUCUUUUGAUUGUGUAUGGUUGGCGGAAACCAAUGGUUCUUGCCAUCAAUACAUUGCUUCUUCUCUACUCUACAAGGCCGGACCCCUAUUCCAUAUACUUGUUUCUUCAGGAGAUUCAUCAAGGGAAGGUGCAGCAAAAUCCUGCAUUGUGGAAGGAGGAGGUCAUCCAGACAAGAAAAGUUGAUACCGAAGACUACAAGUUCUUUUCUAUUGGGACGGUCGAAUUAAAGGACAGAACAGUACUGCAUGUGAUUGGAAUUCUGGGCAAUUGGUGGAUCUAUCAUGUGUCGUAUGACAAGAGAGUGGAGCAGUUGUACUUGUAACUUCUCAUUCUGAAGAGCUGGUUAAUAACAGUAGUUACCUGUAGUUUUUGACAUCUGUAUUAGGGAAUACUGAUUCUCAAUGUUUCGGAGCUCUGUUUUUGCAUGUAAUGCUAAAAUGCUUUAACAUCACAAGUUUGUCCGGAAGAUCUAGCUCUACUGGUCGUCCAAGGAAUUUGUUUGAUGGAUGCAUCGAUUAACUUGUAUCUGCUUGCAGUGUGAACUUACAUCAAUUUGAGUUGCAUUUCUCUGCA
Molecule: messenger RNA, 1204 nt
Organism: Aegilops tauschii subsp. strangulata
Lineage: Eukaryota; Viridiplantae; Streptophyta; Magnoliopsida; Poales; Poaceae
Source: RefSeq, a predicted model, not a curated record